Brassica napus (rape) is the source of this 5460-nucleotide messenger RNA. Its product is annotated as pollen receptor-like kinase 4. Gene Ontology annotation, biological process: protein phosphorylation. NCBI's taxonomy places the organism in Eukaryota, Viridiplantae, Streptophyta, Magnoliopsida, Brassicales, Brassicaceae. The transcript has 3 exons. The coding region runs from base 2148 to 4172 and encodes 674 amino acids. The record is from RefSeq and is a predicted model, not a curated record. Gene Ontology annotation, molecular function: ATP binding; protein binding; protein kinase activity.
AAUAAAUAAUGUAAAGUCGAAAAUGGACCAGUAUUUAUUUGUCUCACUAAAGAUUUACUUGAAUAUUUUAUCCAAAAUACGAUUUACUUGAGUAUCGUGAUAAAGAUAUGCAUUCCAAACGAUAAUUAAGAAUAUUGUUUAAGAAAAAAAGAUUAUUAAGAAUAUUAUAUGCCAUUUAUUUUUGAAAGGGAUAUAUCGAAUGAAACCCUAACAAAUUUCACUCUCUAUAUAUUGAACAGCCAUUUCUCUCUACAUUGCAACUUGCGAUUCUAUUUAGUUAUGAAAAUUUACUGGUUUGAUUACGAAGCUGGAUGCAGUAGACAAGCAAUUGACACUAAGCUUUCCGAGCUUGAUCAUAGAAGCGGUUGAAUAGGAGGUUGGACACCAUGCCGAAGAGAUAAAUGCUUUGAAAGAGAACAAAAGACAAGUCUUUAUACAUUUAAGUGAGUGAUUUUCUCCAUUUUUCUCAGUUGUGGAAAUCCCUUUUGCAUGGAAUAAGUUGCCAUAAGUAUGUGAUCAUCUGUGUUACAAUUCUCUUACUGACAUUUGAGAUACAAAAAGUGGUCACAAUAUGUCUGAUGAUUUUCAGGGCUUGAUAAGCAACAUAGUUGAAUUUGCUGGAGGGCCAUUGGUUUAUAUAUUUGUCUUGUCAAAAUGCUAGGUCGUUGUUUAUGCUUAGUGAUUGUUUGAAAAUGCUUUAUGUGUCAAUGCGGCAUAUAUCUUUAUUAGAAGAUAUUGCAUUUUCCACGCUGCUACCUGGUUUGACUUGAAGUUCGACCAUGCAUUCUUUUAGAUUACAACAAAAUUAAUUAGUAACUAAUACAUGUGUUCCAUAUGCUUCGAAGUUGUCAAGUACAUAUGAAUGUCUGAGAAUGCUGCUUCAUGAUACAUUUUGUUUGGUAUAUGCUGUGAAGUUAUAUUUUCUUGGACCAUAGUGGGUAUUGGCAAAGAUAAUCUAUUUGCUGAGGAGAAUUUUGUUUUUAUUCUUAAUGCUGGUCAGGUUAUUUAUUUAUUUUGCUGGGAUUUGAUGUGCAUGUGAUAGAUGUAAAUUUCUUUUGCCAAGCUCACAAAGGUAAAGUUAGUUCAUCUGACGACAUAAUUUGUAUAUCUUCUAACUCCAUCGCUCGGGUAUAAGAAACACUUGUAUCUUAGGGGGUGGCAGAGUUGAAUGAAGGUUGUCAUCGGGUAAGCAAAAUCAAAAGCAUAAUGUGUAAAUGGGUACGCUAAAUUUUAUUAAUUGGAACCAAUCUUUUGAUCUUUUUAGAUAUAAGAAAGCUCACCAACAGAACCCACAACCACAGCUAGUAAUGUAUUCGAUGUAAAAAUAAAAUAUUCAUUUCCAUCUGGCAAGCAAAUGCUCAAAAAGGUCGAACCACCAUACGUAGAUGUCAUUCCGGAGUUUUACAACGUAUCUACCUCUGGUUUGAGGCUUAGCCUAUAUGAACCUUUGCUUGCCAGAUGAUGAUGACUAUUUUAUUGGUGCAUGCAAAAGCUGAGACUGGGCGGUUUGCAAUGCAGAAGGUUGAUUCAUAUCGUGUUUUCAAAAAAAAAAAAUUAUCUGUGUACACAACAUCUUUCACCAUAUUUUAUGUGCUCGUACUGCUUACACUAGAAACAUGAAAUAUCAUUUUAUUACUAUCUCAAAGUAUAUGAUCAUGUUAUAAUUAUUUUAUGAUUAUAACAUUGUUGUCAGAAGGGGAGAAUCUUUCCUCUUUCUGGUUGUUUGAAAAUAGCUCAUAUCACAAUUCAUGAUUCUCAAAGUAUCAUUAUAUUUUUUUUUAUGAAACUCUCCAAUAUAUUCACAGAUGCAUACCAGUAGUUGGUUAGAACAAACAAAUGACAAAUCACAUUAACAAGGAUUGUAUAACUAAAAACAAAGAAAAAAUCCUAUGGUCACCCUAAGAUCUCUCUAAAACCUAAACAAUCUUUAGACAACACGAAGGCAAUCAAAAACAACUUUUGCAAAUUGACAUAGUUGGGUUUUGUCUAUUCUUGGUGAGGUUUUGUCCCCUAUCUCUCUCUUCUGUUCAUACAUUUUUUUCUCUCUCUUUGUCUCCCAGAAAAGAAAAGAGAGAAAAAAUCAUUUUCUGCUUGAAAAAGAAGAAUUUUCUUGUUGAAGAAUCGAUCAAUAGCGUGUGUUAGCUGCAAUGCUAACUUGGGAGAGCCAGGUUAGGCUUGCAAGCUACACCGCCUUGACGAAGAAGCUAGCCUUCAUCACAUUCCUCAUCAUUGUGUUAUGUCCAGCCAUAAUGGUCAUGUCUCAGGAACACAAGGUUGUGCCAGGUUCAGACGCAGAUUCCCUCUUGAGAUUCAAAGACACUUUAGCGAAUGCUUCUGUCAUUAGCAGUUGGGAUCCUUCAACCGCGCCUUGUAAGCGAAAGUCAUCAAACUGGUUCGGUGUUCUCUGUUUUGCCGGACAUGUUUGGGGUCUACAACUUGAAGAAAUGGGUUUAACCGGGAAGCUAGACCUUGAACCAUUGACUCCUAUCAAGGACCUAAGAACCUUAAGCUUCAUGAACAACAAUUUCGACGGUGCAAUGCCAUCUGUCAAGAAACUCGUCUCGUUGAAGUCAUUGUACUUGUCUAACAACAGGUUUACAGGGGAGAUAUCCGCCGAUGCGUUUGAUGGUAUGCAUCAUUUGAAAAAGCUUUUGCUGGCGAACAACGCCUUUCGCGGAAAAGUACCUUCUUCUUUAGCUUCUUUACCAUUGCUUUUAGAGGUGAGGCUGAAUGGUAACCAGUUCCAAGGGGCGAUACCUGAUUUUAAGCAGAAAGAUCUUAAGUUAGCUAGCUUCGAGAACAAUGACCUCGAAGGACCUAUACCCGAAAGUCUACGGAACAUGGAUCCUGGCUCUUUUGCAGGGAACAAGGACUUGUGUGAUCCUCCACUAAGCUCAUGCUCAGGGGAUUCAUGGUUUUUUCUGGAUCCUUCUUCUACUUCCACGGAGAAGAAGAACAAGAGCAGCUCUUUCUACACGAUUGCAAUCGUUUUGAUUGUCAUUGGUGUAAUACUAGUGAUCAUCUCCCUUGUGGUUUGUGUCUUUCACACCAGAAAACAGAAGUGCUUGUCGGCUUAUCCAUCCGCGGGGAAAGACAGGACAUAUAAAUACAGUUAUGAUCAACCCGCGGACACGGAGAGAGCCGCGGAGUCUGUUACUAGCUACACCACUAGGCGAGUAACAGUACAGGACCAGGACAAGCUCUUGUUUCUGCAAGAAGACAUUCAGAGAUUCGACCUUCAAGAUCUUCUGAGAGCUUCUGCUGAAGUUCUUGGGAGUGGAUGCUUUGGUGCUUCUUAUAAAGCCGGGAUAAGUAGCGGCAAGACGCUGGUCGUGAAGAGGUAUAAACAUAUGAACAACGUGGGAAGAGAUGAGUUUCAUGAGCAUAUAAGAAGGUUAGGGAAGCUGAGCCACCCGAAUCUGUUGCCUCUUGUGGCUUACUAUUACCGUAGAGAAGAGAAGCUUUUGAUCGCUGAGUUCAUGCCGAACCGUAGCUUGGCAAGCCAUCUUCACGCGAAUCAUUCGGUGGAUCAACCUGGAUUGGAUUGGCCAACAAGGCUAAAUAUUAUACAAGGAGUUGCCAAGGGUUUAGGUUACUUGUUCAAGGAGCUACCAACACUGACCAUCCCUCACGGUCAUCUCAAGUCAUCCAACGUCGUUCUUAACAAAGCAUUUGAGCCUCUCUUAACAGACUACGCGCUAAGACCCGUGAUGAACUCAGAGCAAUCUCAUAACCUAAUGAUCGCUUAUAAAUCGCCAGAGUACAGCUUAAAGGGACAUAUAACGAAGAAGACCGAUGUGUGGUGCCUCGGUGUCCUGAUCUUGGAGCUUAUAACCGGUAGGUUUCCUGAGAAUUAUCUAAGUAAAGGGUAUGAUGCUAACAUGAGCCUUGUGACUUGGGUGAGUGACAUGGUGAAAGAGAAGAAAACGAGUGACGUAUUUGACAAGGAAAUGAUUGGGAAGAAGAACUGUAAAGCAGAGAUGCUGAGCCUAUUGAAAAUAGGGUUGAGCUGUUGCGAAGAAGAUGAAGAGAGGAGGAUGGAGAUGAGAGAUGCUGUGGAGAAGAUAGAGAGGUUAAGAGAGUCUUCUGAUACAGACUUCGAAGCUUCUACCAAUGUCUUUGCUUCUCGGUUGAUAGAAGAUGAUGACCUUGGUUUUGCGGUAAAUCGAUGAUGAGUAUGGUCGGUCAGUCUUAUCAAUGGAAGAGUUUGAAAAAAAAACAAUUUGUUAACUUUUCCAGCUUUAUAAAAUCAGUCACUCUCUCGUUCGUGUAAAUUAUUUUGCACAGUUUCAUAAAGUUUACUCAUUUCUCCAUAUGAUUAUUAUUAUAACAUUACAAGAGUGUAUCCUACACAUAAUACAUGAAUCUAUGCGUGAGAUUAGGACUUCUUUUUUCCAAGAAGAAGCUACUUCUUAUGAUCCAUUAUUGUUCUAAUUUGGAGGUAAGAGGAGUCCUUGAAAGCCCUAAUUUUGGAAUACCACAGAUUUAUAUUGAAGCCAUCCGAGAAAAGGCCAAGAUUCUUGGAGAGCAAGCUACUCUGUAAUUGAUGAAGCUCCAAAAGGGAAACGUGAAGAACAAGUAUGUGAAUUUAGGGUUAGUAUCUGUAGCAGUGGAUAAAGAUAAAGGAAGCCAACAUGCUCUCAAAUGAGCAGGUCAUCAUAUUGUCUCCAAAGGACAAACUAUCAUCCUCCUCCAUGUUCUCCAAGAACAAACUAUAGUGCACCGUGAUCUGAAACCAGGAAACAUUUUGAUUGACCAGAACUAUCUAAGCAUAAUCGCCAAACUAGUCCCUGAAGCUGCAGAGAACGUCACUCAGUGCCAUGUCAUGACAACUGCUGCUACUUUAUGUUAUAUUGACCCGGAGUACCAACAAACGGGUAUGUUUGGUGUGAAGUCAGAUGUCUAUUCCUUUGGUAUCUUGCUUCUCGACCUGCUCACAUCAAAAAGACCUAUUGGUUUUGCUUACAACGUUGAGCAAGCGAUGGAGCAAGGGACAUUCAAGGAUAUGUUAGACGACUCAGCAGUUCAUAACUGGCCGGUGGAGGAAGCUUUAACUUUGGCAAAAAGUUGCGCUUAAAUAUGCACAGCUGAGAAGGAAAUAAUGAUCAGACCUAGGGAAAGAGGUUUUACCAGAGCUCAAUAGACUGAGAGCCCUUGCAGAUGCCAAUAUGGAGUGUAUAAUGUUCAACUAUACCAGAGGCCCAUCACCAAAUCAUAGCUUUUUGUCUCCUUACCACCAGUUGAAAGUAAUGAAAAAUGCUGAGUGUUUAAACAUUUUUGUUAUAUCCUCAUUUUAAAAUGAAAAUAUCUUUAAAGUGUUGCAGGAUGAAAUGAGUUAGUGUAACGUCGGAUGGCUAGUUUACACAUUCAAGUACUUAUUGGACACGAAGAAGAACUUAAUUUGGUGCAUUAUACUUUCCAUAAAUCUAUAUUAUUAAAAGAAAAGUACAAAAAUAAAAU